AUGAAAUCAAUGGAGGAUCAAAUCAACAACAUUUCCUUAGCCUUUACCAUAUUCAUGAAAGAAACUAUGUUCUCUUCAAAUAUGAACUCUCCUAGCCAACGUUCUCAUGAUGACUCUGACACCGAGAAUGAAAAAAAUAAAGAAAAAAGUAACAAUGUCGAUGUUCCAACUGACUAUCAAUUAUCCUAUUCCUUACUUGUUCAAGGUUUAUUCGUCGAAAAAAGAAUGUAA
Dictyostelium discoideum AX4 is the source of this 231-nucleotide messenger RNA. RefSeq lists its product as hypothetical. The transcript has a single exon. Bases 1 to 231 code for a protein of 76 amino acids. The record is from RefSeq and is a predicted model, not a curated record. NCBI's taxonomy places the organism in Eukaryota, Evosea, Eumycetozoa, Dictyosteliales, Dictyosteliaceae.